AUGGAGACUCAAGGCGAGAUUUCUCCUACUGAGAAGGAGGCUUUGGCCAAGGAGUUUCGAGAUUUGGAGGAGAUACGGACUAGAGAAGCCAAAUCUCGUGCUGUGGUUUUGGAGAUUUUGGGUGAUAUUCCAGAUGCUGAUAUUACACCUCCCAAGAACGUUUUAUUUGUUUGUAAAUUAAACCCUGUUACUGAAGAGAAGGACUUAAAAAUUAUUUUUUCAAGAUUCGGCAAUGUUAGGAGCUGUGACAUUAUAAAGGACUAUGUCACUGGUGAUUCUCUUCAAUAUGGUUUCAUCGAGUUUGAAACUGAGGAAUCCUGCAAUGAAGCUUAUUUUAAGAUGCAGAAUGUUCUAAUAGAUGACAGAAGGUUAGUUUCACACGAAUUUAUUCUUUUAGAAUCCACGUUGACUUCUGCCAGUCAGUUUCUGGUUAUUGGAAGCGUUUCUACGACAGGGAAUUAUUUACAAGAAAGAAACGUCACAAUUCUGACUUGA
Molecule: messenger RNA, 495 nt
Organism: Theileria annulata
Lineage: Eukaryota; Apicomplexa; Aconoidasida; Piroplasmida; Theileriidae
Exons: 2
Coding region: 1-495 (164 amino acids)
Cellular component (GO): nucleus
Molecular function (GO): RNA binding
Source: RefSeq, a predicted model, not a curated record